AGGUAUAGUCUAUACGGUGCACGAGACUGAUAAAAAAAACUUGAUUUAUUUCUGAACACUAGCGUUCCAGUGAUCGGAUCAAAUUAUGGCUUCCAAGGAGGUAGUUGAACCACACAUAAUUUUCAUAUAUGAUACUCCAGAUGAGGAGCUUGAAGACACUGCGUGCUCUAUUUUGAAAAAUCAAAUGUUGAUAGAUGCACCAGCAAAAAGAAAAUUCUCUCCAUAUGAAUUUUUCGUUAAAAAGACUGCAUGCUCAUGCAAUAAGGAAGAAAUAAUUUGGAAUAAGUUAGAAAGUAAUAACAGUCGUGAAAAUGAUGAAGAGGAUGAUCCGUGGCCAUCUCCCACACCAAAGAGAAGAAAGAGAUUAACUGCACAUGCUUAUUUUGCCAUUCUAAUGGGAAAGGAAAGCUGGACAAAGACAUCUGUGAUGAUAAAUAAAAGUUGUUGUUAUGAAUGUGUAAAAGAUAAUUCAGUUCAAAGCAGCAUUGGAAGUACCAAACCUGAAAUGAGUGAAUCUGAUGAAAACUUCAAUGUAUUCAAAAUAAAAAAGAAGAGAUUGACUGCUCCAGCUUAUCGAAAGUUUUUGAGAGAAUGUAACAUGAGAGCUAAAAUUUUAAGGGAAUUCAACAAAACCAACAAUCCAAUUCUGAUGUCGGAUGCAUGAAUGCUUAAUGAAGUUUUAGGGAAGAUCAGAUUGCUUUAGUUUCCAAAUAUUCAGAAAUAAUUUUUUGAGGUUAAUCGAUGCAUACAUUUGUUGUUAAAUGACUUUGAGUCUAGGUGGUUUCAUGAACUCUAAUUAGGUUUUGUUGCAUUCAUCAUUUUUAUUGUUUUA
This is a messenger RNA of Phalaenopsis equestris, 832 nucleotides long. RefSeq lists its product as uncharacterized. NCBI's taxonomy places the organism in Eukaryota, Viridiplantae, Streptophyta, Magnoliopsida, Asparagales, Orchidaceae. The coding region runs from base 86 to 664 and encodes 192 amino acids. The record is from RefSeq and is a predicted model, not a curated record. The transcript is spliced from 5 exons.